CACUCAUUCCUUUGCGCUUCAUUGGACAUUAAGCAGUCAGCAGCCCAAAGAGCAGCUCCAGGCUGGAUGGAUGAGAGCGGGCAGCAGGUGGACCAGGCCGCAGGGUUAAGGAUGGUAUAGAGCCGGAAGUCUGGGGACCGAUCCCUGAUCUUUCCAUGGCCUUAGCUCCUCUGAGAGCCUGAGCAUGGACUCUCCUUCAGGACCAAGAGUCUUGUCAAGCUUAACUCAGGAUCCCAGCUUCACAACCAGUCCUGCCCUGCAAGGCAUUUGGAACGGCACUCAGAACGUCUCCGUAAGAGCCCAGCUUCUCUCUGUUAGCCCCACGACAUCUGCACAUCAGGCUGCUGCCUGGGUCCCCUUCCCCACAGUCGAUGUCCCAGACCAUGCUCACUAUACCCUAGGCACGGUGAUCCUGCUGGUGGGACUCACAGGGAUGCUGGGCAAUCUGACGGUCAUCUACACCUUCUGCAGGAACAGAGGCCUGCGGACACCAGCAAACAUGUUCAUCAUCAACCUCGCAGUCAGCGACUUCCUCAUGUCAGUCACUCAGGCCCCGGUCUUCUUUGCCAGCAGCCUCUACAAGAAGUGGCUCUUUGGGGAGACAGGUUGCGAGUUCUAUGCCUUCUGCGGGGCUGUCUUUGGCAUCACUUCCAUGAUCACCCUGACAGCCAUAGCCAUGGACCGCUAUCUGGUGAUCACACGUCCACUGGCCACCAUCGGCAGGGGAUCCAAAAGACGAACGGCACUCGUCCUGCUAGGCGUCUGGCUUUAUGCCCUGGCCUGGAGUCUGCCACCUUUCUUUGGUUGGAGUGCCUACGUGCCCGAGGGGCUGCUGACAUCCUGCUCCUGGGACUACAUGACCUUCACACCCCAGGUGCGUGCCUACACCAUGCUGCUCUUCUGCUUUGUCUUCUUCCUCCCCCUGCUCAUCAUCAUCUUCUGCUACAUCUUCAUCUUCAGGGCCAUCCGAGAGACAGGCCGGGCCUGUGAGGGCUGCGGUGAGUCCCCUCUGCGGCAGAGGCGGCAGUGGCAGCGGCUGCAGAGUGAGUGGAAGAUGGCCAAGGUCGCACUGAUUGUCAUUCUUCUCUUCGUGCUGUCCUGGGCUCCCUACUCCACUGUGGCUCUGGUGGCCUUUGCUGGAUACUCGCACAUCCUGACGCCCUACAUGAGCUCGGUGCCAGCCGUCAUCGCCAAGGCUUCUGCCAUCCACAAUCCCAUUAUCUACGCCAUCACUCACCCCAAGUACAGGGUGGCCAUUGCCCAGCACCUGCCUUGCCUUGGGGUGCUUCUCGGUGUAUCAGGCCAGCGCAGCCACCCCUCCCUCAGCUACCGCUCUACCCACCGCUCCACAUUGAGCAGCCAGUCCUCAGACCUCAGCUGGAUCUCUGGACGGAAGCGUCAAGAGUCCCUGGGUUCUGAGAGUGAAGUGGGCUGGACAGACACAGAAACAACCGCUGCAUGGGGAGCUGCCCAGCAAGCAAGUGGACAGUCCUUCUGCAGUCAGAACCUAGAAGAUGGAGAACUCAAGGCCUCUUCCAGCCCCCAGACCAAGGGACACCUCCCCAGUCUGGAUCUCGGGAUGUAGGAUGCCCACUGGCCCUCCCUUUCUUCUGGUACUUGCCCAGCCCCGUCACCUCCCCAUCCCAUGCACAGACCCAGGAUUAUGUCACAAGCCUGGAAGCUUUGAAGGUGUUCCUGUCACUCGUGCCACACUGGAUACGAAUCUCCGGCCCCUUUCCACGCCGCGAAGCACAGUCUGCCGCUACUCAGCUCAGCAGCCACACUGGGCCCCGCCUGAAGCACGAACCCCGGUUUUUCCCGCUCCCCUUCCAGCAGCGGUUGCCUCUCCCCAGACGCUGUAUGUGCUGCGAUUGUCCAGACAAUGACAAUGGCGAUGGCACUGGGGAACACAUCAUUUAUUUAUGAGAUAAACAUCUUGGCCAGCUUUCACAACCAGGCCGGACAUCUCAUUGGUUCAGAAAGCCCUUCCCCGCGUCCAGGGCUCAAAAGCUGAACACAGACUUUACUUUGUGCACUGGGAAUACUUUUUUGCCUCUAGCUCCUCCCAUAGCAUUCUCACUGUGGCCCACACUCACAUGUACAUGGGCACUGGCAGGCACAGAGGUACCUAUUGCAUGCACACCAAGCAACAAGUGUGCACACCCUGCCCCUACUCGUUCCAUGUUAGCGGUCCAAGUUCCUUCCAGAUGUGGAUCUGACAAGGCACAGGAAAAUAAAAACAAACAAACAAACAAACAA
Molecule: messenger RNA, 2259 nt
Organism: Mus musculus (house mouse)
Lineage: Eukaryota; Metazoa; Chordata; Mammalia; Rodentia; Muridae
Gene: Opn4
Product: opsin 4 (melanopsin)
Exons: 10
Coding region: 185-1585 (466 amino acids)
Biological process (GO): phototransduction; adenylate cyclase-inhibiting G protein-coupled receptor signaling pathway; adenylate cyclase-activating G protein-coupled receptor signaling pathway
Cellular component (GO): perikaryon; axon; dendrite
Molecular function (GO): G protein-coupled receptor activity; 11-cis retinal binding; G protein-coupled photoreceptor activity
Source: RefSeq, marked validated